This is a messenger RNA of Staurois parvus, 297 nucleotides long. NCBI's taxonomy places the organism in Eukaryota, Metazoa, Chordata, Amphibia, Anura, Ranidae. The record is from the annotation of a GenBank genome assembly.
AGCAGGACUGCGGAGGGCAUUCUGACACUGGGGGGAACUGACUUGGAUUCACUGCCAUCCCCAUUGACACCAAUACACUGAUCAGUGCUAAUAAAAAGCACUGACACUGUACUAAUGGCACUGGGAAGGAAAGGGUUAACUUGGGGGGCGGUCAAAGGGUUAACUGUGUGCUGUUUUACUAAUGUUUUACUAGGGGGCGGGGGGGGAUGCUUCACUGUAAGCACACUGAUCAGGAUGGCUGUGCUCCCGAUCAGUGUGCCAAAACUAACAGGGGAGGAGAGCUGCAUUGUAAACAAU